AUGAAUUUCUCUACUACCGUAACUAAAUCUCUGGGUGGAGAUGAUAAAUGGUAUGACAAUGAAUUUACUAUAGAUACUGGCAGUCCACCAACCCGAUGGACUAGAGUCAAAGAUUCCUUCAGAAGAAAAGAAGAUAAUACCGUUAUAGAACAAACUUUAAGACCAUCUCAAUUGAAAAUGAUCAGUUUAGCUUCAUGUAUUGGAUCAGGGUUAUUUAUUGGUGUUGGAUCAGCUUUGUCAACUUCAGGUGCUGGUGGUCUAUUGAUAGGGUUCGCUAUUGUUUCGACCUAUUUAUAUUGUGUGAUGCAAAGUUUAGCAGAGUUGGUUGCUGUGUUACCCAUUCAAGGUUCUUUUGCAGCUUAUUCGAAGAGAUUUGUUGAUCCAUCAUGGGGGUUUGCUGUUGGAUGGAAUUAUGCAUUAUUUUGGGUGGCCGUUUUACCCUUAGAGCUUGUAGCUUCAGCCAUGACCAUCAAAUUCUGGCCGUCUGACAUCAAUCCUGUUGCUUGGGUAGCUGUGUUCUAUGUGUUGAUCAUUGGAUUGAAUUUGUGUGGGAAUAGAGGUUUUGGUGAAGCUGAAUUUGUAUCAGCCAUAAUUAAGUUGAUAGCCAUUUUAGGAUUCAAUAUCUUAGCCAUAAUUAUCAUCUGUGGUGGUACAGAUGCUGGAUUUGUUGGUGCUAAACAUUUCAAACAUGCUUUCACUAAUGGUGCAAAAGGUACUAUUUCAGUAUUAAUCACCGCUGUAUAUUCAUUAGCUGGUACAGAGUUAGUGGGUUUAGCAGCCAGUGAAUCUAAAGGUAAUCCUAGAAUCGAAUUACCCAGAUCAAUCAAAUUAGUGUUCUACAGAGUUAUGGUGUUCUAUAUGUUGACCAUCACUUUAGUAGGUUUCUUAGUACCUUAUGAUUCUCCCAAAUUAGUAGGUGCAAGUUCCUCUGAUUCAUCAGCUUCACCUUUUGUCAUUGCCAUCAAUUCUGCUGGUAUCAAAGUAUUACCUUCCAUCUUCAAUGUAGUGGUUUUGAUAGCUUUAUUGGCAAUUGGAAAUUCUGCUGUUUUCGGGUUUUCAAGAACAAUUCUUUCAUUGGCAGAACAAGGUUUGGCUCCUAAGAUCUUCACUUACGUGGAUAGAGCAGGAAGACCUUUAGUGGGAAUCCUUACUGCUGCUAUAGUAGCAUUAUUAUCAUUUGUGUCUGCAUCAUCAAAAGUAGAUGAAGUUUUUGCCUGGUUGAUGGCCCUUCUGGGGAUGUCAUGUAUCUUCACCUGGGGAAGUAUCUCCUUAGUUCACAUACGUUUCAGAAUGGGUAUGAAAGCCCAAGGAAGAUCGUUAGAUGAAUUGCCAUACCUUUCUAACACGGGAUUUUUCGGUGGUAUCGUUGGGUUUGUUACUCUGAUUGUCCUUAUCUGUUUACAAUUCUGGACUGCUUUGUUCCCUGUGGGAGGUAAACCCAAUGCUGAAGUGUUCUUCAAAAAUUAUCUUGGUGCUGUUGUGGUGUUGGUAUUCUUCGUGGGUCACAAGCUUUAUACUAGAAAGUUCAAUCAAUUGGUACCACUCAAGGAAAUGGAUUUGGAUAGUGGUAGAAGAGAGACAGAUUUGGAUUUGUUGAGACAAACUAUUGCAUUAGAGAAAGAAGAGUACAAUCACUUGCCUUUCCAUAAGAAAUUAUACCGUAUAUUAUUUUAA
This is a messenger RNA of Yamadazyma jaroonii, 1674 nucleotides long. NCBI's taxonomy places the organism in Eukaryota, Fungi, Ascomycota, Pichiomycetes, Serinales, Debaryomycetaceae. The record is from the annotation of a GenBank genome assembly.